This is a messenger RNA of Suillus subaureus, 1782 nucleotides long. RefSeq names its product glycoside hydrolase family 1 protein. The record is from RefSeq and is a predicted model, not a curated record. The transcript is spliced from 18 exons. NCBI's taxonomy places the organism in Eukaryota, Fungi, Basidiomycota, Agaricomycetes, Boletales, Suillaceae. Gene Ontology annotation, biological process: carbohydrate metabolic process. The coding region runs from base 108 to 1556 and encodes 482 amino acids. Gene Ontology annotation, molecular function: beta-glucosidase activity.
AGCCUCCAUGAUAGAUCCAUGGUAGCAGUAUACUCUGGUGGUUUAAGAGGCUUCACUAUUCACCGAAUGCGUGUCUCACCACCCUCUACAAGUUGGUUCCCGAUUUCAUGACCUCUGCAAAAGUUUCAAAUAAGUUACCAAAGGAUUUCAUAUGGGGCUUUGCUACUGCGAGUUUCCAGAUCGAAGGAUCCACCAAUGUUGAUGGACGCGGAAAGUCUAUCUGGGACGACUUCUCGAAGCAACCUGAAAAGACAAAAGACGGCCGAGACGGAGAUGUGGCCACCGAUUCAUAUAGGCUCUGGAAGGAGGACAUUGCCUUGCUUGCUCAGUAUGGCGUCAAGUAUUACCGCUUUUCCUUAUCCUGGUCUCGCAUCAUCCCGCUUGGUGGUCGUAACGACCCCGUCAAUCCCAAGGGCGUGGCGUUCUACUCCAAUUUCAUUGAUGCACUGCUGGAACAUGGAAUAAUCCCAUUUGUCACUUUAUAUCACUGGGACCUUCCCCAGGCCCUGCACGACAGAUAUGGCGGGUGGUUGAAUAAGGACGAGAUUGUGCAGGACUAUGUCCGCUAUGCUCAGGUCUGCUUCCGGGCUUUCGGAGACAGAGUCAAGCACUGGCUGACAGUGAACGAGCCAUGGUGCGUUUCAAUUCUAGGGUAUGGAAGGGGCGUUUUUGCGCCAGGACGAUCAAGUGACCGAGAAAGGUCACCCGAAGGCGACUCCUCUACCGAACCGUGGCUAGUUGGCCACAACGUCAUUUUAUCGCAUGCACAUGCAGUCAGGCUUUAUCGCGAGGAGUUCAAGGCCGCGCAGGGUGGCCAGAUCGGAAUCACGCUCAAUGGUGACUGGGCCAUGCCAUACGAUAACAGUCCACAGAAUGUGGAAGCGGCCCAGCACGCCCUUGACGUAGCUAUCGGAUGGUUCGCUGACCCAAUCUAUCUCGGUCAUUACCCGGAUUACAUGAAACAGAUGCUCCAAGAACGACUGCCAGAGUUUACACCGGAAGAAUUGAAGGUCGUCAAAGGAUCCUCUGAUUUCUAUGGCAUGAACACCUACACCACCAACUUGUGCAGAGACGGUGGCGAUGACGAAUUCCAAGGGUUGGUCGAGUAUACUUUCAUCCGUCCCGACGGCACUCAAUUGGGUACCCAAGCGCAUUGUGCCUGGUUGCAGGACUAUCCCCAAGGAUUUCGCGAUUUGCUUAAUUACAUUUGGAAGAGAUAUAAGCUACCUAUCUACGUCACCGAAAAUGGAUUCGCUGUCAAGGAUGAGCAUUCGAAGCCGAUUGAGGAGGCGUUGCAAGACAGUGACCGUGUGAACUACUUCAAGGGUACCACUGCUUCUCUCAAGGCCGCUGUGCUUGAGGAUGGUGUCGAUGUCAGAGCCUAUUUCCCGUGGAGCUUUUUGGAUAACUUUGAGUGGGCGGACGGGUACAUCACACGAUUUGGCGUAACAUACGUCGACUAUGAGACCCAACAGCGGUAUCCUAAAGAGUCUGCGAAAUUCCUUGUUAAGUGGUUUGGAGAUAACAUCGAUGCAGGUGACAGGAAACUACAAUAAAAACUAUGUUGCUCUCAAUCGCCCGAGCAUUGUUGGUGUGUAAUCGAUUAUCGAUGUAGAACCGAUUGUACCUAUAAGUUAGUGAGAUGUCCCAGGAGGAUUUAACUCGCUGCUCUUGUUUCGUGUGUCUAUUUGCCUGUUGUUUAGUAUUUCACAUACUAGUAGUACGACUGCCAUUCGAUGAAUCUUUGUACUCUGUGUCCAGGCAGCAGGUUGCAUGGUCGUU